Durio zibethinus is the source of this 1647-nucleotide messenger RNA. Its product is annotated as protein NODULATION SIGNALING PATHWAY 2-like. NCBI's taxonomy places the organism in Eukaryota, Viridiplantae, Streptophyta, Magnoliopsida, Malvales, Malvaceae. The record is from RefSeq and is a predicted model, not a curated record.
CAUUGAGAUCCAAGAUGUUGCAAAUGGAGUUCCACCCUUCUUGGUCAACUUACAACCCAUUAGACUCAUCCCUUGAAGUAGGAUUUUGUUUUGCAGAAAUGGAUGCCCAAGUGAGCAAUUUUGAGUUUUCCACUUCAUCAGUAUCCAUUGAAGAUUUCUAUGACAUUUCUUCUUCUAUGCUGUUAUCUUCAACUCUAUAUGGCAGUGAAACCUAUAGUUGUCCCUUUUUGGCCAAUAAUUUGCCAGUCAUCUUACGAGGGGAACAGUGUUUAUCAAGAGUUGAUGAGGAUGAUACUUCUUCCAAUGACCAGUUUAUGCUUGAUGGUGUUGAAAACUUCUCUGAAUGGAUGGCUAGUGACAGCAGCAUCUCUUCACAAAAAAAUUUCACUGAAGAUAUCAGCAGCCAAAAUCUCUCAGCAAUAGCAGGUGAAGUUUCUUUGGAUGUCCGAUUAGUCCAAGCAUCCUCGGUUUUGCCUGCCGCAUAUAUGGAAGUAGAAGACCAAUUGAUCAUUCAUCGUCUACUGAAAGCUUGUGGGGUUGCCUUGGGGAGCGAACAGAUGGAGCUAGCAGAAGAAAUUCUUAGGCGACUAAAAGAGAAGGCCUCUCCAACUGGCAAAAGCCUUGAACGCUUUGCAUUUUAUUUGACCCUAGCAUUAGACAAGCAAGCUAACUACCUAAUGCAGGAAUCAAGCAAAAAUUAUGAGGCAGCCUUCAAGGCCUUUUAUCAGAUCUUCCCAUAUGGUAGGUUUGCUCAUUUCACUGCAAAUUCAGCCAUACUAGAAGCCAUCCCUGCUAAUGUUAUGGCAGUACAUAUUGUGGAUUUUGAAAUUGGCAAAGGCAUACAAUGGCCUCCUUUGAUUAAGGCACUUGGAAGGCAAGGGUUAAGAACGUUGCGAGUGACCUCAAUAAAAUGGGGGAAAGAAGAUGGCAGUUGCAGUCCUACAACUUUUGAGGAGACAAAGAAGCAGCUAUGUGGACAUGCAAUGAAUUUUGGUCUGAGACUGAAGGUGGAGGAGAUGGACAUUGAAGGCUUAGUGAACGAGAUUAAAAAGGCUAGGGAAAGGCCACGAAACAGCGAGUGGUUAGCCUUUAAUUGCAUGGUAGGGCUCCCUCACAUGGGAAGAGGGAGGAGUUUGAAGCAUUUUGAGGAUUUUCUUACAACAGCAAAGGCAUUGAUCAGGAGCCCUGGUGAAACUGAUGGGAGUAAUAGAGUUGUCAUUAUUUUGGGUAGUGGCAAUGGUGUUGAAAAAUGGAUGGACUCUAGAAGUUUCAAUUCUUUCUUUGAAGCGCAGAUGGUCUACUUCCAAGCCUUGCUUGACUCAAUGGAGCAAUGUCAGCUUCUAGAUGCAAGAAUAGCUAUGGAAUGCUUGUUUGUGGUACCCAAUCUUUGUUCCCUUGCAGAUGUUCAGGAGUGGGAGGAAACUACAAGGGAGUGUGAAUCCCUCAGAGAACUAGGCUUGGAGCCUCAGAGAAUGAGCUGGGAAAACUAUCUGGAGGCCAGGGAGCUAGUCAAAGAAUCGGAGAAUUCAUAUUGGUUAAGAAUUGACAGAGAGGAUAACAGUCAAAUGGUCUUGGGUUACAUGGGUGCUCCCCUGGUGAGAGUGUGUAGCUGGAGAUAGUGUAAGAAUCAUUCAGAAGCUAGCAACA